This is a messenger RNA of Beta vulgaris subsp. vulgaris (sugar beet), 884 nucleotides long. RefSeq lists its product as hypothetical. The coding region runs from base 214 to 708 and encodes 164 amino acids. NCBI's taxonomy places the organism in Eukaryota, Viridiplantae, Streptophyta, Magnoliopsida, Caryophyllales, Amaranthaceae. The record is from RefSeq and is a predicted model, not a curated record. The transcript has a single exon.
AUUGGACGUUGUUUUUAAUCUAUUGCGGCCCAUCUCACAUGUACAUUGAUUAUUGGGCUAAUUAAAGUCUUGUUUUUUCACCAAUCAAGGUGAGUGAAUGUGAUUGGAUAAGGUUUUGCAUCAUACCAAAACUAGUGGAUUUGGGAAAAGGAACAUUAUUCUCUCUCUUCGUUUCUCCCUCCCCUCUUUUUCUUAAGACUUAAUAAUACAACUAUGUUGUUAUCUCCAUCUUUUACCACACUCAUUAGUCCACUAAAAACUCGCAAUGGUAUUUUCAGAAGGAACCCCUCACCAUACUCAUCAACUCUCAAGGUGGUUGCCAUGGCAAAGGGAACCAGCAACGACACCGAAGAUGUCGGGAUAGCCGAGAAAGCAGCCAUAGUAGGAGGAUUGAUCUCGUCUCCGGUGAUCGGGUGGUCCCUCUUCACCCUUAAGACCACUGGUUGUGGACUGCCUCCAGGGCCUGGUGGGUCCAUUGGGGGUCUUGAGGGGGUGAGCUACUUAAUUGUAAUAGGCAUAGUAGGCUGGUCUUUGUACACAAAAACGAAGACAGGUUCAGGCCUACCUAGUGGACCUUUUGGUUUACUGGGUGCUGUUGAAGGCUUAUCCUACUUAUGCUUGCUUGCCAUUCUUCUAGUCUUCGGAUUACAGUUUGUGGAGAAAGGUUCUAUCCCUGGCCCUCUUCCAGACGACCAGUGUUUCGGCUAACUUUAUAUAUGAAUGUAUCAUGUAUGUGGAUCACUUUAUAACUUUAUAUUAAGUAGAAUCAUCAGAAAUCUUCCCUACUUUUGUCUCUGUAGGAUUUACAUUCGAGUUCUCAAUUCUGAUGCCCUUCAACUUCGGUUUUUGGGCAAAUAAAAAUCAACAAGUCCUUGAACAUAGUA